Molecule: messenger RNA, 1848 nt
Organism: Melanotaenia boesemani (Boeseman's rainbowfish)
Lineage: Eukaryota; Metazoa; Chordata; Actinopteri; Atheriniformes; Melanotaeniidae
Gene: crx
Product: cone-rod homeobox
Exons: 3
Coding region: 351-1235 (294 amino acids)
Biological process (GO): multicellular organism development; regulation of transcription by RNA polymerase II
Cellular component (GO): nucleus
Molecular function (GO): RNA polymerase II cis-regulatory region sequence-specific DNA binding; DNA-binding transcription factor activity, RNA polymerase II-specific
Source: RefSeq, a predicted model, not a curated record
AGCGUGUGCCGGUAAAGAAACUCAGUGGAGCGACUUUACCAAGGCGCAAAAGAAUUCGGGGCCACUCCAGCUGCGUGUGAUGACCGGCUGCGUGAAUUCUGGCUGGGAGAAGUGGUCCGGAUGCUGCUCUCUGCUCUGCCUCUAAGCUGACAGUCAGUUGAACCCGAAAGUGCGAUUUUCACAAAAGAACAGUCAUUGGCGUUUCUGCGAAGUCCGGUGCGUCCCGCUUCUGUGCGCAGCGGGUUGGAUCGGACGGAUCGACUUGUUGCCGCCACUGAGCUGCGAGGGCCCCACGGUUGCUGCGUUGCGUGUCCGACCUACAAGUCAGGACUUAAAAGCCUGCUGAAAGGAUGAUGUCCUACAUUAAGCAACCCCAUUACACCAUGAACGGGUUAAAUUUGCCUGGUCCUGGAAUGGAUGUUCUUCACACAACCGUUGCUUAUCCACCCACUCCCCGGAAGCAGCGCAGAGAGCGUACCACCUUCACUCGGACCCAACUGGACAUCCUGGAAGCACUGUUCUCCAAGACCCGCUACCCAGACAUCUUCAUGAGGGAAGAGGUGGCCCUCAAGAUCAACUUGCCUGAGUCCCGUGUGCAGGUGUGGUUUAAAAACCGUCGUGCCAAAUGUCGCCAGCAGCAGCAGCAGAGCAGUGGCCAGUCCAAGCCUCGUCCCCCAAAGAAAAAGGCCUCACCAGUGCAAGAACCCAGCGCUCCGGAUCCAGUCCCCAACCCACCAGGCUCUUACAGCCCAUCCUCAGCCCAGUCAGGGCCCAGCCUAGCUCCGAGCUCCAGCACUGGAAACACUGCUGUGUCCAUCUGGAGCCCGGCCAUCUCACCCCUCCCCGACCCCCUGGCCUCCUCGGCACCCUGCAUGCAGCGGCCGUCACCUUACCCAAUGAGCUACGGCCAGCCAUCAGCCUACACCCAGGGCUAUGCCAGCACCACAUCCUACUUCACUGGCCUGGACUGCAGUGCCUACCUGUCCCCCAUGCACUCGCAGCUGUCAGGCACCGGCGGUGCUCUCAGCCCCAUCACUGUACCUUCAAUGGGGGGCUCACUGAGCCAGUCCCCAGCAUCACUGUCUUCGCAGGGCUACAGCACUGCCUCCUCCCUGGGCUUCACCUCUGUUGACUGCCUGGACUACAAGGACCAGCAGGCCUGGAAACUGGGCUUCACUACGAUGGACUGCCUGGACCACAAGGACCAAAACUCCUGGAAAUUCCAGGUCCUCUAGGGAGUGAUGAAAAUGUGUUCAUGUGUGUGUCAACAUGUCACAGGUGUCAAUCAGCCCAGCACGAGAUAGUGUGAAGCAGUUUGCCAGAGGACCUGUUACCACUGAUUCCGUUUCAUGUUUGUAAGAUGUUUUUGUUUGUUUGUUUGAGAGUGAUCUCUGUAGAAAGGCAUUAUUUGGAGUGAUUUUUUAAGUGGGAAGGACCAGAAGCUGUCAUCAAUCCUGCCUGAAUGCAAAACAAUUGCUGUCCUCAUGCUAUGUUCAGUCUGAGAACUAAUGCCUUUGAGGAGUCUGUAGGAAACACUAUCUAUGGAAAAUCACUAAACCCAUCACACACACAUUUACAGGCAGACACACACUUUAAAUUUCUUAAUUUUGUUUUAAACUUGCAUGUCAUAGAGUGGAAGGAGAGCCGCUCCCACAUGAGGAAGCUUUAGGUCCAACCCUCCUCCAGGGUUACAUUAUUCUAAACUAUUUAUUAUUAUUAUAAACUACGUUUAGUUUAUCAUUUGAUUUCAUUUAGAUUUUUUGAAGUGUUUGUGUUAUGUAUAACAGUGUUAGCCUUUAGUCUUACCACCCUGACCUGUUCGAUGGAAUAAAAAGAUUCUCUGUUUUA